CGGUUCUCCAGCAGAACGUCAAAAUGGACUUUACAGAUUAUGAGAGUUUCCGGCCAAAUAUGAGUCGGGAGGAGAUUUUCGACUGGUUUCAACGCCGGUUGAAUCGCCCUCCUGAAGCAUAUGACAUAUACAAGGUUGCCAAAGACUUUUAUCAGCUGGGUGCAUAUUCAAGGGCCUUGGUCUGCCUUCAGCAGUAUAUAACGCUUCCUGGCGCGUCUAUUCCAGGCCGCCAUCUGUUAGGGUACUGUUUUCUUAAUCUUGGUGAGAUUGAAAAAGCAUUAAGAGAGUUCAAGAAAUGCGUAAAAGAGGGAUACCAUGACGAUUGGCAACUCGUCGUCGAAUUGACAAUGGAGAUGGAGUCAAAGCGACGAAGGGAACAGGACAUGGGCGCAAUCCAGGUGUAAACCAACGAGACGGUGAAUAAAGAGCACUCGCUGUACCGAACUAUUUCUUUGCAAAAUUGUCGUACGAACAAGUACAAGAUACAAUGGGUUAAUUACCACAAGUAUUGCUUCGAAUAGGUGAGACCAUAUUUCCGCACAAGCGGAACCGGUUUCCAAAACCGCCUCACCUACGAGCCACCACAUACACCCAAUACAAUCACC
Molecule: messenger RNA, 605 nt
Organism: Spizellomyces punctatus DAOM BR117
Lineage: Eukaryota; Fungi; Chytridiomycota; Chytridiomycetes; Spizellomycetales; Spizellomycetaceae
Exons: 4
Coding region: 24-404 (126 amino acids)
Molecular function (GO): protein binding
Source: RefSeq, a predicted model, not a curated record